Molecule: messenger RNA, 3498 nt
Organism: Onychomys torridus (southern grasshopper mouse)
Lineage: Eukaryota; Metazoa; Chordata; Mammalia; Rodentia; Cricetidae
Gene: Ap3m2
Product: adaptor related protein complex 3 subunit mu 2
Exons: 9
Coding region: 157-1413 (418 amino acids)
Biological process (GO): endocytosis; intracellular protein transport
Cellular component (GO): cytoplasmic vesicle; clathrin adaptor complex
Source: RefSeq, a predicted model, not a curated record
GGGCGGAGCCUCCGCGCAAGAUGCACUGCGCCGCGCGACUGCGCUGCGGGAGCCGGGACAGGGCCUGAGACCUGGUGGAAGCUGGGUUGAAAAAGUAACCAAAUCCAGAGGCUUGCGGACUGAAGAGGUGUUCCUCUCCCACCGACAAGCUUCACCAUGAUUCACAGUCUUUUCUUGAUCAACUCCUCUGGAGAUAUUUUCCUGGAGAAACACUGGAAAAGCGUGGUCAGCCGUUCUGUGUGCGAUUACUUUUUUGAGGCCCAAGAGAGAGCCACGGAGGCAGAAAAUGUGCCUCCGGUUAUCCCCACCCCGCACCACUACCUCUUGAGUGUUUAUCGACACAAGAUCUUUUUUGUGGCCGUGAUUCAGACAGAGGUUCCGCCUCUGUUUGUCAUUGAAUUCCUUCACCGAGUAGUGGACACGUUUCAGGACUAUUUUGGAGUCUGCUCAGAGCCAGUGAUCAAGGACAAUGUGGUUGUGGUCUACGAGGUAUUGGAAGAGAUGCUGGACAAUGGGUUCCCCUUGGCCACUGAGUCAAACAUCCUCAAAGAACUGAUAAAACCCCCCACCAUUCUCCGGACAGUGGUCAACACCAUUACAGGAAGCACCAAUGUGGGGGACCAGCUUCCCACCGGGCAGCUGUCGGUGGUGCCUUGGCGACGGACUGGGGUGAAGUAUACCAACAACGAGGCCUAUUUCGAUGUGGUUGAAGAGAUAGACGCCAUCAUCGACAAGUCAGGUUCCACAGUCACCGCUGAGAUCCAGGGGGUGAUUGACGCCUGUGUGAAGCUGACCGGGAUGCCAGACCUCACCCUGUCCUUCAUGAACCCCAGGUUGCUGGACGAUGUUAGCUUCCAUCCCUGUGUCCGUUUCAAGCGCUGGGAAUCUGAGCGCAUCCUCUCCUUCAUCCCUCCUGAUGGCAACUUUCGCCUGCUCUCCUACCACGUCAGUGCACAAAACCUGGUUGCAAUUCCAGUCUAUGUCAAACAUAGUAUCAGCUUCCGGGACAGCAGUUCACUUGGACGCUUUGAAAUCACAGUGGGACCCAAGCAGACCAUGGGAAAGACAAUAGAGGGUGUGAUUGUUACCAGCCAGAUGCCCAAAGGAGUCCUGAAUAUGAGCCUCACUCCAUCCCAGGGGACACACACGUUUGACCCUGUGACAAAGAUGCUGUCUUGGGAUGUAGGAAAAAUAAACCCACAAAAGCUGCCAAGUUUGAAAGGGACAAUGAGUCUUCAGGUCGGAGCUUCUAAACCAGAUGAGAACCCCACAAUUAACCUGCAGUUUAAGAUCCAGCAGCUGGCCAUUUCUGGACUCAAAGUGAACCGUCUGGAUAUGUACGGAGAGAAGUACAAGCCUUUUAAAGGCAUCAAAUACAUGACCAAAGCCGGGAAGUUCCAAGUUCGAACCUGAAGGGCACGUGUCACUGGAGGAGCAGUCACGAACACUUUUUCCUUUCUUACUUGUCUAAAAGUAAAAUGUCAGCCUGUUUCUUAGGUCAGUUCCCUCCAGGCUCCAUCUGCUCCCCUUGUCUUCAGUCUUCAAUGCCACGGAACUGGUCAAGGGAGAAAAGGUUCAUGGGAAAACAUGGCCAAACCCAGCACGGCACCAAUUGAGUUCUAGAGAUGUGUGUGCUGGAGAGCAGUGAUCCGAGAUAUUGUAUCUCACUACUUUUAACAUGGGGGGAAAAAAAUGACCAGCAUCUGCUGUUUGUUUGGGUUUAACUAUCUAGAUCCAGUGGAAGAUGUCUCUAUUAAAUUUUUUUUUUAAAGAUAGAAAAAUUUAAAAGACAAAAAAAAAAAAAAAAUUGGAAGAAAAACGAGUGUGAGUCCAAGAAAAACCAGUUGCAGAUUGGAUAUGUGGGUCUGGGUUGUAACUCAGUGGCAGUGCUGGCCAAGGCCGGGUACAAACCCCGGUUCAUCCCUAACACCUCCCACAGUGGAAAGCAGAUCUGCUGUGUGAGGGACAAGACAGAGGAGCUGCUGAUAUGAAGAGUUGUGAUGAGAGAUAUUCAAGUGAAGGGCGGGCCAGAGAGUGAUCAGAGUUUCCACGGGGGCUGCGGGGAGCAGGGGGCUGCGGGAAGCAGGGGGCUGCGGGGAGCAGGGUGGAGUCCUUUCUUUCUGACCCUUCUCAUGCAUAGAAAGGAUUUGCAUGCCUAGGACUUUCAAAGUUCAGGUCCACACUUCAUGUGAAAUCGCAAUGGAAUCAGUUUCCCUUGGAGACUGGAGUACGAUGGCCUGGCCUUUAGAAUCCCGCUUGGGCUUGCUUUCUGUGCUGGCCCAUCACCGUGGUGGGAAGGUGACCGGCCAGAGCAGUUUUACAGUCUUUUCCUGGCUGUCUGACUCCUCGGUGGGAGCUCCCCCAUAACAGUGUUCGGUGCAGCCAGAUUUUAUGAAUUAUAGUAGUGGAAUUGAGAUGGGAACUCCUGUCCCACAAAGUGGACCUUGCCUAUACGCGGUGACUCCAUUAGUGUUUGUCAGGCUGGAUUGGCCCUAAGCCUCGCCCUUUCCUGUCUGAAGGUUCCCCUCAGAAGCCCCAAGUGGGCACGGGCACACUGAGGACAUGAGUCCAUGACUGCUUCCCACCAUCUGUGCACUGUCAUCUACCUGUUGACAGCAGACAGCUCCCAGGCCGCUUUUAAGAGAGAAAAAAAAAAGGCAUUGUGAACCUUUGAAUAAAAUCAAAUGCCAUAGGAGGGCAGUCUGUGUUCUCUUGAGUGACCCACCAGUUUAAACCAUGGCAGCUGAAGGAGCAUGACUUUCCUAAAGAGUGUUUCUCACUCUGUUUCAGUGUGUCCGUUGCUCAUUUUAAUAUCUACAUCAGUGGUGGGGUUUGUUGUUUUUUAACUUACAGUUUAGGGGGCAGCUUGUGCUCUGUUGUGCAUGAAGGGAAGGAAAAAUCUGUUUCCUCUCAUCUGAACAACUCUCCCCUAAAGUCCUGUUUAUAAGUACUUGUGCUUAUUCAUUUUUUAUUUUUAUUUUCUGGCCAGUUUUAUCUUGCUGUGGCCAGUGCUUAGUUUUGCUGCCAAGUGGAGUUUUUCUGUGGUUUUCUUGUGGGGUGAACUGUGCUGUGUACAACCAGCUGAUUCUUACCGCUCCAGUCCCAAAUCUGGACUAGCAUAGCUCCACACACCCAGUGUCGAAGGAGACACUCUGCAGAUGACUUUCAGAAUGGGAAGUCACUUCCACAGGCCCCGCAGGAUUCCGAGGUUUCUUGGGUCACAGGAAACUGUUUAUAUUGGUCCUUGACUAUGUUUAGGAGGUUCCUUUAUUCCGUCUAGCACAGUAUAGCUUGUCUGCCUAGAAAGAGACAGUGUUGGAAUGUGGGACCUGCAGGCCUAGACAUCGUGGAUAUAGCCAGGCUUGGCUGUCCCCACCCAGGUACUGUCAGUCAGCAGGGGGGAUGUGCGGGGUGUCUCAAUAGCUCCUCACUCUGUGGGGUCCAUGUGCAGAAGUAGUCUUUCUGUUUAAGUCUUAAUAAAGCUUUACCAGUCUUCCA